CACUCAUAUACCUGCCACUUCUUAACCUUCUCCUCUUUUAUCUCUCUACCUAUUUUGCUUCUUCAUUUUUCUCUUAACUUGUUCAUUCAUUAUUCUUCACCCCUUUUUUUGCCAUCAUCAUGUGUUUUCUUCUUCAUAUUCAAACCAACACAAUUACCGACAUUUUUAUCAAAAUAUUUGUCACAUGCAAGAAAACAUCUUCUUCUGAUAUUUAAUAUAAUAUAAAAUAAUUAUAUCUAUAUGUCAUGAUGUCAUUCACGUUCUUGGGUUGGCCUAAUUGCUACCUUUUUUCUUGGAUCAAGUGCAAACCAUGUUUUGUAUAGCUGUUUAUUGCUGUGUGUGAUCAAAGUGGGAUUGUUUCAAAAUGGCUUCUUUUUUGUAUGUGGUUGUGAAAGUACUUAUUUGAACAUUUUUUUUUCUAACUUUUGUGAAAUUGGGUCAUAUAAAAAACAAAUCUUUUGUUUGUUGGAUUGGAUGAAUUAUGUAAUGGGAGAAAGAUGGCGCCGUGGAAUUUUCGUCGAAGGUAGCAACUAGAUUAAGUAGUGAGUGUUUCAUGGAGGAUCAAAAUGAUGAUACCUUGGGGAAUUUGAAUCAGAAUAUUGUUGGCAAACCUCCGAGGGAUCAUUCCGUUGCUAUGCGUCAUUGUAGCAGCUCUUCAUGGUUGGCUGAUUCGGAAUCAAAUAUUAAUGUUAUUGGUCUUAAACCAAACACAGAAGAUAAAUCAGAGUUUCCACUUAUAUUGAGAUCUGGAAGCUGUUCUGAGAAAGGACCAAAGCAAUUCAUGGAGGAUGAGUUUAUAUGUGUCGAUAUUCUUCGCGAAUCUGUUCCUAAACAACCAGACCUACCAUCUCCAUCAGCAUUUUAUGGGGUAUUUGAUGGACAUGGGGGUGUUGAUGCAGCAUCAUUUAUCAAAAAGACUAUCCUUAACUUUAUAGUUGAAGAUUCUCAAUUUCCAACUAGCAUUAAGAAAGCAGUUAAGAGUGCAUUUGUGAAAGCUGAUCAUGCAUUUAGAGAUGCCAGUUCUCUUGAUAACUCUUCAGGAACCACAGCUCUAAUAGCCCUUGUUUUGGGAAGGGCCAUGCUGAUUGCGAACGCUGGAGAUUCACGUGCAGUACUAGGAAAACGGGGCAGAGCAGUUGAACUAUCUAAAGACCAUAAACCAAACUGCACAUCUGAAAAAUUAAGAAUUGAAAAACUAGGUGGUGUUAUCUAUGACGGAUACCUAAAUGGACAACUAUCCGUGGCGCGUGCACUAGGAGAUUGGCACAUAAAAGGCACAAAAGGUUCAAAAAGUCCCUUAAGUUGUGAGCCAGAGUUAGAGGAAAUUGUCCUAACAGAAGAAGAUGAGUUUUUGAUAUUGGGGUGUGAUGGAUUAUGGGAUGUUAUGAGUAGUCAAUGUGCAGUUACAAUGGUUAGAAAGGAACUUAUGCAACAUAAUGAUCCUAACUUAUGUGCUAAGGUACUUGUAAAUGAGGCACUUCAAAGAAACACUUGUGAUAAUUUAACAGUUGUUGUGGUUUGUUUCUCUAAAGAUCCACCUCCUAAGAUUGAAAUUCCUAGAUCACAUAGGAGAAGGAGUAUUUCUGCUGAAGGUCUUGAUCUACUCAAAGGUGUGUUGAAUGGUAGAUGAAUGAAUAAGAUUUUAUUUUGAAAACUCGGUAUUCAGUAUAAGGACUGACUAAUUCGAGAUGACCAAUCUUACCGCCCACUUGUUGUGGGGCCCUUUAAACCUCCGUUUAAGAUUUGAUUAGUGAUUUGUACAGAUUGAGUUGUUGGGUGCUCAUACUAAAUAUAUUAUAGAAAUCUAAUUCAAUUUUUGAGAAAUGGUCUCAUCAAUAAGUCUCUCUUAGCCAAAGUCAUGAAUUGCAUAAGAACAUAGCAAUUCAAUUUUGAAGAACUAUGAAGUAAAUUAGUUAAUCUUUUGUAUGUUUUUUACAUUUAUUAUUAGCUUGUCUUUCACAA
Molecule: messenger RNA, 1962 nt
Organism: Trifolium pratense (red clover)
Lineage: Eukaryota; Viridiplantae; Streptophyta; Magnoliopsida; Fabales; Fabaceae
Product: probable protein phosphatase 2C 47
Exons: 4
Coding region: 554-1630 (358 amino acids)
Biological process (GO): protein dephosphorylation
Molecular function (GO): cation binding; protein serine/threonine phosphatase activity
Source: RefSeq, a predicted model, not a curated record